Molecule: messenger RNA, 1991 nt
Organism: Corticium candelabrum
Lineage: Eukaryota; Metazoa; Porifera; Homoscleromorpha; Homosclerophorida; Plakinidae
Product: carboxyl-terminal PDZ ligand of neuronal nitric oxide synthase protein-like
Exons: 9
Coding region: 89-1708 (539 amino acids)
Molecular function (GO): nitric-oxide synthase binding
Source: RefSeq, a predicted model, not a curated record
CGUAUGCGACCCACCGUGAGUGUAAAGAGAUUUGACGCUGUGUGUAGGACGUGUGAAGCAGGUGCCUUAUCGCCACAAGUCGUUGACGAUGAGUGGUGUCUUAACCCGAAUAAAGUUGUGGAACAAGCCGGAUGGAGGAACUACCUAUGUUCCAGUCGACGAUGGCUACGAUACUCGUAUCCCUCUACACAACGAGGAAGCGUUCAAACCCGGAAUACGGUUCCGUGCAAAGUUUAUCGGCUCUCUGGAAGUACCGAGACCGUCCAGUCGUGUCGAAAUCGUCGCUUCGAUGCGACGUAUCAGGUACGAGUUCAGAGCGAAGAGCAUACGGAAAACGAAAUGUCACAUCACGAUAUCUGUGGAUGGUGUUAAGGUGCUAAAACGUCGACGAAGAGAUGCUCGGCGGAGAAAGAAAGGUUUGCCGGUAGAUGAAAGUGAGAUAUUGAUGAUGAACCAUCCUAUCUACAGGAUAUUCUACGUGUCCCACGACUCGCUCGACUUGAAGAUAUUUAGUUAUAUUGUUCGUGAUGGCACAAAUAACACGUUCAAGUGUAACGUAUUCAAAGCACUAAAAAAGUCUCAAGCCCUGCAUAUAGUGAGAACUCUGGGUCAGGCUUUUGAAGUAUGUCACAAGAUUCAAACUAACCCUCCAGCAAAUCCUCCUGAAACUCCAGAUCAACCAGCAACUGCCACAAUGGAAGAAAACAUACAGGGUGAGGAGCAACCUGUCCAACCUGUCGAGUCUGCUGAUCAUCCUACUGUCACUGUUCUUGUGGCACAACCAGAAGCAGUAGAUGGCACACCUGCAACAGUUGAAGAACGGUCAGACUUGAUAGCUCUAGACAGCAAUUACCAGGAGCAUUCGACAUUGAUCCAUCUAAAAAGUGAUCCACUCAUUCGACCUUUCCCUCCUAGGCUGAUCCCUAGUCCGUCUAAUCCUCUGCCAUUGCAUCCACCACCAGAAAAGGUAAAUGAAACAGGAUUGCCACAUAUACCCAAUAAUACCAUUCUCUUGAAUCCGGAAUUGUGGCCAAAUAAACUCCCAGCUGCGUUAACAUCAAAACAUACAGACCCCCAGAUAACUCCUAAUCCUGGAGUAAGGGAUGACAUUCCACAGACAGUAACCACUGAGUUGUCUCCUAACAAUCCUUUCAGUCCUUCUGUACAUCCAGACAUGGAGAACAAGACCGACUGGCAGCAGUAUGUGCAUCAACUUACAGACCAGUUGAAGGCCGAACAAGCUAAUAGAGUUAAACUUGAGGAACAGUUGAAUACAGAAAAAACAAACAGAAUCGAAGCCCAGGUACGUGUUAAUUUUUUGCUUGUUCAAAACCGAGCACUUCUAUCUCAUGUCCGUAAGCUGAUGGUUGACUUGGAAGAACUGCAGUCCCUGCAGUCGGUCGACCCUGUUCAAGAUGCUGCACACCAAAACAGCAAAGGGAUUGUAUUUACUCUCCCUAACAAUACGCAGCAAAAUCACGAAGAUUUUUCAGAAGAAACCCCAUUGAUGGUUAACAAGAGUCAUAAUGAGCAGCAAGAAGUGCAGUUGGUUGAUGUCAGCAGUAAUGCAGCAAUCAUCACUCCACCGGAUGCAACAGACUUGCUUACAUUGGGCAUGGAGAACAACAAGGUUACAACAAAUGCUCCAUUUCCUGACGUAACUGAAUUCGAUCUUAAGGCUGACUUGUGGGGAGUCGAUAACAGUUGAGUGUGUAUUUUUAUCAAGCAAGAUUGGGACCUUCACACAUCCUGUGGGGAUUUGUUAUGGGACAAAAUACUGUAGUCACAGUUUGGGGCAGUAGGCUAGCCAGGUGAAAGGAAAGCUAGAUAUUGCACUUGCUGCUGUCUGUUGUCAGCGUGCUGUGUAGAUGGUGGCUUUUUAUCAACACUUUGGGUUAUUAUUUUCUGCCUGCCAUUAAAGCUUGCUGUAUAGCUGCUUCUGCGAUCAACUUUUUGAGUAACACAAGUAAUAAAGCUGAUAUAUGUAUGUA